Messenger RNA from Glarea lozoyensis ATCC 20868, 1797 nucleotides. RefSeq lists its product as uncharacterized. Gene Ontology annotation, biological process: amino acid transmembrane transport. NCBI's taxonomy places the organism in Eukaryota, Fungi, Ascomycota, Leotiomycetes, Helotiales, Helotiaceae. Gene Ontology annotation, molecular function: amino acid transmembrane transporter activity. Gene Ontology annotation, cellular component: membrane. Bases 1 to 1797 code for a protein of 598 amino acids. The record is from RefSeq and is a predicted model, not a curated record. The transcript is spliced from 5 exons.
AUGGCUUCGAUGAUGAACGAUGUGGAAAAGGGAAGUCAGUAUUCCAAGGAUACGAUUCCCUCGCCGAUGUACAGUGCGAGCAUGGGCGAGCCAAGAUAUGAAGAGGCUAUCGAGGUAUACCAGAGCGUACCACGUCGCAUAUUCGAGAGCUUCAAGCGCGAUCCCACGCUCACGGUAACGCCAAGGGGAGUGAUUGGAGUAGAUGGUCGAGUGUUCAAUCCUGAGUUCGCAGCGUUAGCUACAGCGAAUUCUCCUCUAGCUCGCCAGCUAAAAGGGAGGCAUCUUCAAAUGAUCGCGAUUGGGGGGUCCAUAGGAACUGGCCUCUUUGUCGCGUCUGGAAAGUCCCUCGAAGCUGGCGGACCCGCCUCGUUGUUGAUAUGCUUCUCUCUGAUUGGAGUCAUGUUGUAUUGCACAAUGCAUGCUCUGGGAGAAAUGGCAGUCCUUUUCCCGGUCGCUGGUUCCUUUUCGGCAUACUCGACCCGAUUCUUGGAUCCAGCAUGGGGUUUUGCAAUGGGAUGGAAUUACGCUAUGCAGUGGCUUGUAAUUUUACCCCUUGAAAUUAUUGCCGCAUCUAUUACUAUAAACUUUUGGGAUAAUAGUGGGAAAUAUGAUCAUGCAAUAUUCGUAACGAUAUUCCUGUUCGUUAUUAUACUGAUCAACCUAUUCGGAGUGAAAGGCUAUGGGGAAGCCGAAUUCUUCUUCUCUAUUGUAAAGGUUAUUGCCGUGAUUGGCUAUAUUUUACUUGGUAUUGUCAUCAACUGCGGAGGCGGCUCGGAUACUGGUUAUAUUGGAGCCAGGUAUUGGCAUAACCCAGGUGCUUUCCACAACGGAUUCAAAGGACUUUGCAGCGUAUUUGUCACUGCAGCAUUCGCAUUUGCUGGGACUGAGCUGGUUGGAUUAGCGGCCGCAGAAACAGCGAACCCUCGAAAGUCACUACCGACUGCUAUUAAGCAAGUCUUCUGGAGGAUAUCGCUUUUUUAUAUUUUGAGUCUCACGCUCGUCGGGCUUCUUGUCCCAUAUGACGAGAAGCGUCUUCUCACAGGAGGCAGUGCUAAUGCAGCAGCCUCGCCGUUCGUUAUAUCUAUUCAGAACGCGGGUAUAGAAGUUCUUCCUUCGUUGAUGAAUCUAGUCAUUUUGAUCGCCGUUCUAUCCGUUGGUAACUCCUCGAUUUUUGGGUCAUCAAGGACUAUUGCGGCUCUUGCAGACCAGGGACAAGCUCCAAAGAUAUUUUCUUAUAUUGACCGCAAGGGUCGACCCAUGGUUGCUAUCGCCUUUGCAUCUUGUUUCGGCCUCAUCGCCUUCUCAGCUGACUCUGGUAAAUCGGGAGAUGUUCUCGAUUGGAUGCUCUCUUUAUCUGGAUUGUCGUCCAUCUUCACUUGGGGCUCUAUCUGUUUGGCUCACAUUCGAUUUCGGAAGGCCUGGAAAGUGCAAGGGCAUUCUUUGGAUGAACUGGCGUUUCGUUCACAGCCAGGCGUGGUCGGCUCUUGGAUCGGCUUCAUCUUCAACGUUCUCGUUAUCAUUGGACAGUUUUGGGUUGGGGCAUGGCCAGUCAAUUAUGGUGCCAAAGGAUCUCGAGGACAAGCUGAAAGCUUCUUCCUCGCAUACCUCGGAGUACCCAUCGUUAUAUUGUUCUACCUGUCUUACAAGAUCUGGUUCAGAACCCCGGUCAUGCGAAGCAAAAAUAUGGAUCUGGUCACAGGAAGGCAGGAUCUAAACCUUCCAUCCCUAAUCGCAGAAGAGAAAGCGGAACGAGCAGCUUGGCCUAGAUGGAAAAGGGCCUACAAGAUAUUUUGUUAA